Penicillium cinerascens is the source of this 714-nucleotide messenger RNA. Its product is annotated as RNA methyltransferase. NCBI's taxonomy places the organism in Eukaryota, Fungi, Ascomycota, Eurotiomycetes, Eurotiales, Aspergillaceae. The record is from RefSeq and is a predicted model, not a curated record. Gene Ontology annotation, biological process: 7-methylguanosine cap hypermethylation; 7-methylguanosine RNA capping. Bases 1 to 714 code for a protein of 237 amino acids. Gene Ontology annotation, cellular component: nucleus. The transcript is spliced from 4 exons. Gene Ontology annotation, molecular function: RNA cap trimethylguanosine synthase activity.
AUGGCGGACUCGGAGGAAGCACCUCCGGAAGUGCAUCACUACGAGAGCCUUCAAGAAGUUCCGUGGGAUAUUCAGAAUUACUGGUCACAGCGGCACCGCAUCUUCUCCAAGUACGAUGACGGAGUAUGGCUGACAGACGAUGCCUGGUUUGGAGUCACUGCAGAACCAGUCGCCAACAAAAUAGCAGCACAUAUGGCAGAAGCGGCGCCUGACGGGCGCAGCAUCUUGAUUGACGCCUUUGCCGGUGCUGGUGGAAACAGUAUCGCCUUCGCAUUGACAGGCAAAUGGAAGAGAGUCUAUGCGAUUGAGAAAAACCCCGCUGUGCUGCAAUGCGCCAAGCACAACGCUAAGAUCUAUGGCGUCGACAAGAAAAUUACUUGGUUCGAGGGUGACUGCUUCGAAAUUCUCAAGAAUCAACUGAAGGAUUUGGCACCCUACAGUGUCAUUUUUGCAAGUCCUCCUUGGGGUGGCCCGGGAUACAGAUCUGAUAAAGUGUUCAAUCUCCGCACCAUGGAGCCAUACUCACUUGAGAAACUUUACACAGAGUAUUCGGCCUUCACUCCACACAUGGCCCUAUUUUUGCCUAGGACGUCAGAUGUGAAACAGCUGGCAAAAUUUGUCCCUGAUGAUCGCAAGGCAAUGGUGAUGCACUAUUGCAUGGAAGGCCACAGCAAGGCGCUAUGCAUUUAUUACGGCGAUUUUAAUGUACAAUAA